AUGGAAGUGUGGCAGACUAAGCAGACUGAGUUUUCUGUACGAGACGGAGUCAAAGGAAUAUACCGAGUAGACGUUGAUAUUCCAUCUCCCGACUGGGCCCACAUUGCCGAUUUCUACAAUGUUCUCGUCUUCAACACUGGUCACUGGUGGGGCUACGACAAAUUCCCGAAAGAGAGUCCUCUCGUAUUCUUCAAGAAUGGAGAGCCAAUACAUCCUUCUCCGAAUAUGUUUGAAGGGUUCAAAAUUGUUGUUGAAAAUAUGGUUUCCCACAUUGAGAAAUCAUUCCCCAAAAACGUGCUCAAAUUGUGGCGGCUUCAAUCGCCGAGGCACUUUCAUGGUGGAGAUUGGAAUCAAAACGGAACUUGCUUGUUCGAUGACCCUCUUGAACAAUUUCAGCUUGAUUUAUGGUUUGAUCCGAGUAAUAACGGAGUGAACAAAGAAGCUAGAAAAUUGAAUCGUGUAAUUGAGGAGUCACUGAAAGGAACGAGUAUCAGAAAACUCGAUCUGAGUCAUCUAAGCGAGUUCAGAGCCGAUGCACAUCCAGCUAUUUGGUUAGGGAAGAAGGAUGCAGUGGUUGUGUGGGGCCAGGACUGCAUGCACUGGUGCCUGCCAGGUGUCCCCGAUACGUGGGUCGAUAUCUUAGCGCAAUUUAUCAGCUACACCUUUCGAAACUAGUUUUUUUUUUCCAAGAAAUAGAAUUACAUAUUUAGAGUUGUGAUGUUUUAUUUGUUUUUGGGUGCAAAAGUGAGGGAGAUGGAAUUCGACUUGUUAGUGAUGAGCUAGUGAGUUUCUUGAGAGAUUUAGGGUUACAAAAUUUGUCGGGCGAUUAGUUGUUCGUUCUAAUGUUGUCGGAACUUGUAGGUUUGAUGCUCUAUAGUUGUGAGUGAAAAGGCACCAUUGUGAAGUUUUUGAUUUGUAAUGAGAUUGUGUGUUGUUCUUCUGCACUUUCUUUGAAUUAAUGUUGUUUAGAGUACAUGUUAGGGUAAAUUGCGGCCACCUCCUUGAGGAAAGGUCGAAUUAUGAAGAAAAAAA
Molecule: messenger RNA, 1032 nt
Organism: Erythranthe guttata (spotted monkey flower)
Lineage: Eukaryota; Viridiplantae; Streptophyta; Magnoliopsida; Lamiales; Phrymaceae
Source: RefSeq, a predicted model, not a curated record